Molecule: messenger RNA, 839 nt
Organism: Trichoderma harzianum CBS 226.95
Lineage: Eukaryota; Fungi; Ascomycota; Sordariomycetes; Hypocreales; Hypocreaceae
Exons: 1
Coding region: 103-657 (184 amino acids)
Source: RefSeq, a predicted model, not a curated record
UGCAGUCCGUUUUGAGAACAAGGCUGCCUGUCGUGACCCUCCCUUUGGGCGUAGUGAUAUCGUCAACUGUAUCUCAGUGUGUUGAUUGAUACCUUACAUGACAUGUACCUACCCUUGACACUGCACCUACACGUACAGCUCUCGCUCUACCGCUUUAGAUUUCAAGCUAAAAAGAUUAAAACUUUCAUCAUCAGUCAUUCUGAUGCUCCCUUGGCUUCCAUCAUGUCUCAUCGUUCUCCUCUCUGUCAUUGCCAUGCCUCUGUUUGUGCCCAGUUGUACGCCCUGCAUCCCAUCUCUCUCUUCCUCUGUGAUCACGGCAGUAUAUUGCGUACCAGCCCUUUUUCCUGUCCUGUUCCUCCCCCCCACCCACCCCGGACGGCGUCGACGCCGUGCGUUUCUCUGCCUUGGUGCUUCUUUUCGUUCCCCUGUUUGCCCGUAGCCAAAGAAAACCGCCAGCCCAGAGCUAGAGUGAGGGCCCUUUACGUCAGGGCUGCCAACUGCAUCAACACCCGGGUCGGCCAAAAAGCUGGACCCCACCGGGCCGGCUGGAUCCCUGUCGCUCCGUGUUCCGCACGGGGUGCCGUACGGAGUACUCGGCUCGUACUCCGUAUGAGGAAUUUCUCUGGCCAGGACGCACUGGGGGAUGGUAAGGAUUGAAUGACUUUUUGGAGUGUGGUUGAGAGACCCCCGUACCCGGCAUGCACCCUAUCCGAUACGGCCAAGCUCCCCCCUCAGCUAGACAGAUUGCUUUUUUGCUCCCUUGUCUGUCUGGUUUGAGAGAGGAGCAAAUGUCGGUGCUUCUUUUUUUUCUGUGUGUGGCCAGCAGAGAGAAGAUGAAG